GCAAUGGCAUUUCCAGAAUGUGUGGCGGGCCAGUAAACAAUUAGCUGCGGGCCGCAAAUGGCCCCCGGGACGCACUUUGGACACCCCUGCACUAAGUCAACGUUAUGGUGAGUUUUUUUUCUGUCUUAGCAUGACUAUAUUUAUCUGCCAUACGUGGAAGGCCGGUCCAUAAAUAUAAUGCCUAAACCGGUCCCUGGUGCAAAAAAGGUUAGGUUAUUUUAUUCAGCCAUAUUCAUAUUUCAGGUUAAAGGUAUAAGUGGAUAUUUUUGUGUUCCAGUAAAACAUUUGGGAUUUUUUUCAACUGGCUGAAUAUUUGAGGGAGGGGUAGGUGUCCCUGAGUGAGCAGAGAGAGAGAGAGAAAGGUGUGUUGCCCUCGCAUGAACUCUGUGAGGAAAAUUGGAGUCAUUUAAGUACCAAUCUCAUCACGCUAGUAUCGAUCCAAUACUCACUUUGUUAUUGAUAUGUCGACAUGCUCACUACUGACUCAAAUAGCAUGUGUUAAUGACUGCUUAGCCUGCAAGGCGGAGCUCAGGGUAAACAUGUCUGGUGAAGGGGGGGAGCUCAGCUGGGCUCAUCUGCUAAUUAAAAGAAAUGGUGGCCCCCAGGGAUGAGACGAAAGAAGUUGACAGAAACCUGAUGCUGCACAUCCGCCAUGACACCAGAAGAACAAGAAGCUGCCUGGAGACGUCGCCCGCAGGUGGCCGAAGACGUCAUGAGUCAGUGGCGGCGUUCCUUGGACCAGAUGGCGGCGGCGCGGCGGCGUCACCGCGGGGAGUGCGAGCGCGCUCAGGAUGCGCUGGUCAAGGCGACCUCCUGCUUCCAGCAACUGGUGGCGUCGCUGGGCAGCUCGGCCGACUGCAGCUUCCUGCGAGAGGAGCUGGGCGAGACGAGGUGUCUCACACACGGAAUGUGCAGAGGGCUUUCCCGACGUCUCACGGCGCUUCUUUCAGAAGAUGACUCUGCCCGCCCCGGGCCAGAGGACAGGCAGGCAUUGGAGCGGCUGUGGGUUCACUUCCUGUCCGCACUAGAGAACUUCCUGUCCGACCUACGCAAGGCCAGCUUCUUGAUUGGACACUUCCCGCUGACACAGCGCAACGACAGGCGCUCAUUGGUCAAAACAGGAUGUUUUGACGGCGUGGUGGGAGUGGCGGCCCGGGCGGCCUCCGUCCAGACCCCCUGGCCCAGCUUGGAGGAGGAGCCAAGUCCUGGUUUGGAUCAGCACAUUGACGGCUUGGAGGUGAUGCUGAGCGACAUGCAGCUGAAGGUGCCGGUGCUGUUCUGGUCCGUGGAGGCCACCCAGCCGGCGUGGGUGGAAGGUGGAGAGGAACCCGUUGAGCCCGACGACAGCUUGGAGGACCUGAUGAAGGUUGAGGUGGUCCCCAGCGACAAGAUGGCUGGCUGCUGUCAGCCGCCGUGCUUUGGACUUAGCUGUGUUGGCUAAGAGGCAUAAUAAUAUACAAAACCCAAAACCAGUGAAGUUGGCACAUAUUGUAAUUCAUAAAUUAAAACAGAAUACAAUGAUUUGCCAAUCCUUUUCAACUUAUAUUCAAUUGAAUAGACUGCAAGGACAAGAUAUUUAAUGUUCCAACUGAAAAACGACAUUUU
This is a messenger RNA of Entelurus aequoreus (snake pipefish), 1605 nucleotides long. Its product is annotated as regulator of G-protein signaling 9-binding protein-like. The record is from RefSeq and is a predicted model, not a curated record. Gene Ontology annotation, biological process: G protein-coupled receptor signaling pathway. The transcript has 4 exons. Lineage: Eukaryota; Metazoa; Chordata; Actinopteri; Syngnathiformes; Syngnathidae. The coding region runs from base 653 to 1441 and encodes 262 amino acids. Gene Ontology annotation, cellular component: neuron projection.